GACGGCCGUCGACGGAGGCGCCAUUUUGUGAGGCGGCCGUACCCUGUUGGAAUCCCUUGGCACAAAACCGCUACUGCUGCUACUUCCGUCCUUCCUGGGGGAAAAACAAAAUUUGAACCUUUUGGAGCAGUGUGCUAGAUCUUCAGCAGGACAAUGGGUUCAGACAAACGAGUGAGUAGAACAGAACGCAGUGGAAGAUACGGGUCCAUCAUAGACAGGGAUGAUCGUGAUGAGCGUGAAUCCAGAAGCAGGAGGAGGGACUCAGAUUACAAAAGAUCUAGUGAUGAUCGGAGGGGUGAUAGAUAUGAUGACUACCGAGACUAUGACAGUCCAGAGAGAGAACGUGAAAGAAGGAACAGUGACCGAUCCGAAGAUGGCUACCAUUCAGAUGGUGACUAUGGCGAGCAUGACUAUAGGCAUGACAUCAGUGAUGAGAGGGAGAGCAAGACCAUCAUGCUUCGCGGCCUUCCCAUCACCAUCACGGAGAGCGAUAUUCGAGAAAUGAUGGAAUCCUUUGAAGGCCCUCAGCCUGCGGACGUGAGGCUAAUGAAGAGGAAAACAGGUGUAAGCCGUGGUUUCGCCUUCGUGGAGUUUUAUCACUUGCAAGAUGCUACCAGCUGGAUGGAAGCCAAUCAGAAAAAGCUGGUGAUUCAAGGAAAGCAUAUUGCAAUGCAUUAUAGCAAUCCCAGACCUAAGUUUGAAGAUUGGCUUUGUAACAAGUGCUGCCUUAACAAUUUCAGGAAAAGACUAAAAUGCUUCCGAUGUGGAGCAGACAAGUUUGACUCUGAACAGGAAGUGCCCCCUGGAACCACAGAAUCAGUUCAGUCUGUGGAUUACUACUGUGAUACAAUCAUACUUCGAAACAUAGCUCCACACACCGUGGUGGAUUCCAUCAUGACAGCGCUGUCUCCCUACGCGUCCUUAGCUGUCAAUAACAUUCGCCUCAUAAAAGACAAACAGACCCAGCAGAACAGAGGCUUUGCGUUUGUGCAGCUGUCUUCUGCAAUGGAUGCUUCUCAGCUGCUUCAGAUACUACAGAGUCUCCAUCCUCCUUUGAAAAUUGAUGGCAAAACUAUUGGGGUUGAUUUUGCAAAAAGUGCCAGAAAAGACUUGGUCCUCCCAGAUGGUAACCGGGUCAGUGCUUUCUCCGUGGCUAGUACAGCCAUUGCUGCCGCUCAGUGGUCUUCCACCCAGUCUCAGAGUGGUGAAGGAGGCAAUGUUGACUACAGUUACCUGCAGCCAGGCCAAGAUGGCUACGCCCAGUAUGCUCAGUACUCACAGGAUUACCAACAGUUUUAUCAGCAACAGGCUGGAGGAUUGGAAUCUGAUGCAUCAUCUGCAUCAGGCACAGCGGUGACCACCACCUCAGCAGCUGUAGUAUCUCAGAGUCCCCAGCUAUAUAAUCAGACGUCCAAUCCACCCGGCUCUCCGACUGAGGAAGCACAGCCUAGCACUAGCACAAGUACACAGGCCCCAGCCGCUUCCCCCACUGGUGUAGUUCCUGGUACCAAAUAUGCAGUGCCUGACACGUCCACUUACCAGUAUGAUGAAUCUUCAGGGUAUUACUAUGAUCCGACAACAGGGCUGUACUAUGACCCCAACUCGCAGUACUACUACAAUUCCUUAACCCAGCAGUACCUGUACUGGGAUGGAGAGAAGGAGACUUACGUGCUGGCUGCGGAGUCUAACUCCCACCAGCAGACGGGCCUACCUCCUGCAAAAGAGGGGAAGGAAAAGAAGGAGAAACCCAAGAGCAAAACAGCACAGCAGAUUGCCAAAGACAUGGAACGCUGGGCUAAGAGUUUAAACAAGCAGAAAGAAAAUUUUAAAAACAGCUUUCAACCUGUAAAUUCUUUGAGGGAAGAAGAAAGGAGAGAAUCUGCUGCAGCAGAUGCUGGCUUUGCUCUCUUUGAGAAGAAGGGAGCCUUAGCAGAAAGGCAGCAGCUCAUCCCCGAAUUGGUGCGAAAUGGAGACGAGGAGAAUCCCCUCAAAAGGGGUCUGGUUGCUGCUUACAGUGGUGACAGUGACAAUGAAGAGGAGCUGGUGGAGAGACUUGAGAGUGAAGAAGAAAAGCUGGCCGACUGGAAGAAGAUGGCCUGCCUGCUCUGCCGGCGCCAGUUCCCAAACAGAGACGCCCUGGUCAGGCACCAGCAGCUCUCAGACCUACACAAGCAAAACAUGGACAUCUACCGACGAUCCAGGCUGAGCGAGCAGGAGCUGGAAGCCUUGGAGCUGAGGGAGAGAGAGAUGAAAUACCGGGAUCGAGCUGCAGAAAGACGGGAGAAGUACGGCAUUCCAGAACCUCCAGAACCUAAGCGCAAGAAGCAGUUUGAUGCUGGCACUGUGAAUUACGAGCAGCCCACCAAAGAUGGCAUUGACCACAGUAACAUUGGCAACAAGAUGCUGCAGGCCAUGGGUUGGCGGGAAGGCUCAGGUUUGGGAAGAAAGUGUCAAGGCAUCACAGCCCCCAUUGAGGCUCAAGUCCGGCUAAAAGGAGCUGGCCUAGGAGCCAAAGGCAGCGCAUACGGACUGUCUGGUGCAGAUUCCUACAAAGAUGCUGUCCGGAAGGCCAUGUUUGCCCGGUUCACUGAGAUGGAGUGAGCCUCAGAGAGAGGAUGAGAGAGAGAGAGAGAGAGAGAGAGAGAGAGAGAGAGAGAGAUGACAAGGAGCUCCAGAGAGCACAAGGAGUGCUCCAUAUCUUGAAUUCACUCUGACCACCUUUCUCUUUAAGGGCAUGCCUUGUGCUGUUAAUAGUUUUUAGGGCAAACCACUUCAUUCUGCAAGGUUCUCCCACUUAAAGGAGUUCCCCUAGUAUGGGUUAUCUGGUGAAUGGCCUGCCUUCCUGCCAGAGGGCUUGUGAGCUGGCCAAGGGGACAGUGGGUCUUUUAUACUUCAGUGUACAUAGUGUAAUUGUAGUGUUUUACAUGUGUAGCCUAUGUUGUGGUCCAUCAGCCCCUUGCAUUCCUAGGGGGUGUUGAGAUGCCCUAGGGUGGUAUGUAACACCAAAGCCGCCUCUGUCAUUUGUUGUGCUGUCUUUUCUCGGCAAAAGCCUUGUGUAUAUUUGUAUAUUACACAUUUGUACAGAAUUUUGGAAGAUUUUCAGUCUAGUUGCCAAAUCUGGCUCCUUUACAAAAGAAAUACCUUGAAAAAUGUG
Messenger RNA from Eubalaena glacialis (North Atlantic right whale), 3154 nucleotides. It is a transcript of the gene RBM5, whose product is annotated as RNA binding motif protein 5. Gene Ontology annotation, biological process: mRNA splicing, via spliceosome. The record is from RefSeq and is a predicted model, not a curated record. The coding region runs from base 154 to 2601 and encodes 815 amino acids. Gene Ontology annotation, molecular function: RNA binding. Gene Ontology annotation, cellular component: nucleus. Lineage: Eukaryota; Metazoa; Chordata; Mammalia; Artiodactyla; Balaenidae. The transcript is spliced from 25 exons.